Molecule: messenger RNA, 1464 nt
Organism: Caenorhabditis briggsae
Lineage: Eukaryota; Metazoa; Nematoda; Chromadorea; Rhabditida; Rhabditidae
Exons: 5
Biological process (GO): ribosome biogenesis
Cellular component (GO): Noc4p-Nop14p complex; nucleolus; small-subunit processome
Source: RefSeq, a predicted model, not a curated record
AACCACUCAGAAUCUGAGUCCGACGAGGAAGCUCCUGACAACAUCGAUGUCAACUACGAGCUAGAACGCGCUGAGCCACCCUAUAAGCUCUCUGCAGACUUCGCGAAGUUUCUCCACGCCUCCGAGUAUCCAGAAGACAUUACUAAAUAUUUGAAAUCGCUGAAAUUGUUUGAAAAAGACGCGAAAACGGCGGACACUGUUCCAACAAAGUCGCUAAAGUCUGUUGUUAGCGGUUUUGUGCAUUAUCUGUUGGGCGUCAAGCGGAUUCAGAAACCAGUGCUUCGAGGGAUCGCAAAAAUCUUUGGGCGCUAUGAUAUCUAUCAUUAUAUCUCCCCGGAGCUUGUCAAGGCGAUUAAUAAUCUCAAUGAAUCCCGAACGUCCGCGUGGUUCAACCUGUUCAACUUCCUCCAAUUCGUCCCCCAUCCAAUGGAUCGUGUCACCAAACCCCUAUUCCGUCAAUUCUGUAUCCGUACCCCAUUCACUGAAAAAGACAUGAAGAAAAAGAAGUUGGUGUGGAUUUCAACGGACUAUGAUAACGUUUGGAUGGCUCUGAUGAAUGGACAGAUCAGUGAGAAGAUCACAUUGAAACUGAUCCCUUAUAUCACUCAAAAUGUGAUUUCUCGCCUGAAGACACCCUUCAAAUCUGCCGAUUUCUUCUUUAAAAUGUUCGAUAAGAGUGAUUAUCACGGGAUUUUAUCGCUUGGCGCCAUUUUCAGACUUAUCUCGGAGCAUAACUUCGAAUACCCAAAGUUCUACGACAAAGUCUACUCGUUGACGAACCCAUCGCUGCUCUAUAUGAGCCAAAAGGAGGCGAUUUUGACGCUGUUGGAUAGCUUUUUGUCGUCGACUCACAUCCCGACCUACAUCGUCGGCUCGUUCCUCAAACGUCUCUCUCGCUGCCUCCUACUCGCCCCCAUUGAUGCUCAGGAGCCAAUUUUGGGUCUAAUUAGAAAUCUGGUCAUUCGUCACCCGAAUUGCUCAGACUUGGUCCAUCGUGAGCAGCCACAAACGGUCUACGAUGAUCCGUUUGACAAUACGGAGACCGAUUUGCAUAAGACCAAAGCGAUGGAUUCGAGUCUUUGGGAGAUGAAGUUGUUGCAGUGUCACUGGAACCAAUCAGUCCGAAAACGUGCCCAUUUCGUCGACAAAUCUCUUCAAAAAGUCGAAUCCUACGUUCGAUUCCGUUGCUCCGACGAGCUGUUCUCCGUCAACAUGGCAAAAUCGUUCGGAGGCGAGGAUGGCGAGGCUGAGAAGUACCGAAAGCUUCAGGACGGUGACGACGACGAUGAAGGCGUCGGAAGGGCUCCAGAAGCCAAGAAGCCGCGGAGAAAAGGAUUCGGAAAGUUUGCGCCGAAGCACGAGGAGAAGGUAGUCCGGGCGGUUGGCAUCAAUUCAGAAGUGCCACGUGGCAUUCUGGAGAGAAAUGUGGCGGUUGUGGACGCGCCGAUAUUGUGGAGCAUUUGA